UUUUCCCCACCCCCCAUCCGCCAUUUCCCUUCUGACUUUUCCUUGCACAGUUCCCCCCCGCUUUAUUCUUCUUGGGUUUUCUUGUUCCAGAUCCGUCCUUUUCUGCUCCUGCAGGAACAAAUAUCUAAUUACUUUGAUCAUUAUAUAUGUAUAUAGACAGAGACUGAGAGAGAGAGAGAGAGAGAGAAAACCAUUACUAGCUUUCUUCCUCUUGUUGUGAAGUUGAGAAUCGUCGUCUGAUCAUGACAAUUGAAGCUGCAGGCUUGGUGGAGGAAAUCAGGAGAUCAGACAGAGUUGGGCUUGUGGAUAAGGUUAUCAAGAAGAAGAGAUGCAGACGAAAGGUUGUCCAAAUUCGAUUGAGGAGGUCUCCUCAGGUUGAUCAUCCCACCACUCUGCAGAAGCUCUUUCGUUCCUGCCGGAAUGUCUUCAAGGGCCCUGGAACUGUUCCUUCUCCUACUGAUGUCCGGAAGUUGUGUCGUAUUCUUGAUGUAAUGAAGCCUGAAGAUGUUGGACUUAGUAGGGAUCUGCAGUUCUUCAAACCUAGGAGUCAUGAGGUUGAAGGCACUCCAAGAGUAACUUCAGCUACCAUCUACAAAUGUCAAAAUUUUGAGCUGUGCAUUUUCUUCCUUCCGGCAACUGCUGUCAUACCUCUUCACAAUCACCCGGAAAUGACUGUCUUCAGCAAGCUUCUGCUGGGGACAAUGCACAUAAAAGCAUACGAUUGGGUCGAUCCCCACGACUCUGAUUACUUGACCUCACCUACCAAAUCUAGACUAGCGAAGCUCAAAGCGGAUGCAACGUUCACAGCCCCGUGCGACACUUCCGUGUUAUAUCCAACAUCCGGAGGAAACAUCCACGAGUUCACAGCGAUAACGCCAUGUGCCGUGCUGGAUGUUAUUGGGCCUCCCUAUUCAAAAGACGAUGGCCGUGAUUGCUCACACUAUAGAGAUACUCCGUGCGAUGCUUCAUUGUACGGUGCAGAAUUUAGAAAGAUCAUAGACAACGCGGGUGGUCGUUAUGCGUGGCUGGAGGAGAUCGAAAUCCCUGAGGAAUCAGAGAUGGAUGGGAUUGAGUAUAAGGGUCCACAAGUCUUCGAUUCGAUGGCCUAGUGAUCGUUUUCCUCCCACAUUUCUUACACUCUAGUGCCUGUUUGUACCUAAAGCAUCAGCUAGUUCUCAUGUUUCUGAUCUUUUGCUAUACAUUUCUUGGUCUUUUUGUCUCUUGUAUAUAUGCCCCAUUUGUAGAGUUUAAUGUGACAUAGUUUCUUCAUUGGUAGUAUGCGAAGGGAAACACAGGCUGUCGAAUUCUUACAUAGUUUCAUAGUUCAGUGAACAACAGCUUUGUAAGACAAGAGACUGUGUUCUUGAAUAUCUACACUCCAUUUACAUUAAUACAUGACAAACUGUAAUCUGCAGCGUA
Molecule: messenger RNA, 1419 nt
Organism: Sesamum indicum (sesame)
Lineage: Eukaryota; Viridiplantae; Streptophyta; Magnoliopsida; Lamiales; Pedaliaceae
Product: plant cysteine oxidase 2
Molecular function (GO): oxidoreductase activity, acting on single donors with incorporation of molecular oxygen, incorporation of two atoms of oxygen
Source: RefSeq, a predicted model, not a curated record